GGUCACCCAGAGACCCCGUCUUACCAACGUAGCUUGAAUCGCCCAUGCCCUACCAUCUGAGGACCUCAACACGAUCAAUGAAGUACGCAGCAAUCUUCCCCCGCGAACGCGCGGUGCAUGGUAGCCUUGUGUCUGCCAGACGCGUGCACACAAUGGUCGCUCGACCCACGCUGCCCAUAUUCUCGCUCGCCAACAAGACUGCGGUCAUCUCGGGUGGCGCUAGAGGCUUGGGGCUGGCCAUGAGCCGAUCGCUGGUCCUGAGUGGUUCCAACCUCGCCAUCAUCGACCUUCACAAACAGGACGCUGCUGAACGAGCCAUCGACAUUGCGCACGAGUUUCGGCAACUACACCCAGGCCAGCCGGUGCCUCACAUCACAGUUCAUUACGCCGAUGUGGCAAAGCAGGCCGAAGUCGACAGGUCGAUCCGCGACGUGCUCAAUGAGCACCAUGAGAUUUCGAAUCUGAUCACCUGCGCUGGAUAUUGCCAGAACAUAGAGGCCAUCAGUAUGACGCCUGAACAAAUCAAGGCCAUGCUCAGCGUCAAUCUGGAGGGCACCUUCUAUUGUGCUACCGCUGUUGCCAAGCACCUGAUGGCGUCGAGAAAGCCUGGGAACAUGAUCUUCACCGGAAGCAUCAGCGGCAGUAUCGUGAAUGUACCUCAGCCCCAGGCUAUGUACAACUCCAGUAAAGCAGCAGUACGGCAUCUGGCAGCCAGCUUGGCUGUCGAAUGGGCGAGUCACUCUAUUCGCGUCAACUGCCUGAGUCCUGGCUACAUGAUCACCGAGCAGGCAAUGAAGGCACCAAUUCUGGCAGAAACCCCAGGCUUAAAGGCAGUGUGGGAGGCCAAGAUUCCUCAGGGUCGAAUGGGCCCGCCUGAGGAACUGAUGGGUACGGUAGCGUUCCUGGCAUCGGAUGCUUCCAGCUACAUCACGGGGCAGGAGAUCAAAGUAGAUGGGGGCUACACCGUGUGUUAGUGCUUACUCCUGAUAUGUCGCGGGAGCUAGAUCAUGCAGUCGCACAAUGCAACUCAAGAAUGGAAACCGACUAGCCUCAUUGAA
This is a messenger RNA of Boeremia exigua, 1058 nucleotides long. RefSeq lists its product as uncharacterized. The transcript has 4 exons. Lineage: Eukaryota; Fungi; Ascomycota; Dothideomycetes; Pleosporales; Didymellaceae. The coding region runs from base 45 to 974 and encodes 309 amino acids. Gene Ontology annotation, cellular component: intracellular anatomical structure. Gene Ontology annotation, molecular function: oxidoreductase activity, acting on NAD(P)H, oxygen as acceptor. The record is from RefSeq and is a predicted model, not a curated record.